AUGAAGUUCCCAGAAACUGGCCAAGGGGAGCCCCUCUCUUCAUACAUGGCAGAGAAGCCACAUAAAAACCCAGAAUUCAUUCACUGUGGCCCUCUCGACAAUGUUAAGAUCGACAAACGCGUACGAAUUUUUCUUGGGGGUAGCAUAGAGAUGGGAAAAGCACCCGAUUGGCAAACCGCAUUUGCCGAUAAACUCGCAUUUCUUCCUGUGGCUGCGUUCAAUCCCCGCCGAAUUCAUUGGGACCCUGAUUGGAAACAAGACAUCAAGGACAAAAAUCUCCUUCAUCAAAUGGAUUGGGAAAUGACGAAUCUCGACAAGAGUGAUCUCAUCAUUCUUUACUUUCAUCCCAACACUAUCAGCCCCGUUUCACUCAUGGAACUGGGUCGCUAUUCUCAGUCUGGGAAACUGAUCGUCUGCUGUCCUGAAGGAUACCACCGGCGUGGGAACGUUCAAUAUCUCUGCAAGAAAGACAAUGUAACGUUGCUUGACGAUUUUGACGACCUAGUUAAAACGUCUAUUGAGAAGCUUCAGGAACUAGCGGGAAAAGGUAGUGUGAAGGAAUGUCACAGCAUAUGGCGCUUACUGUCUGGAAUGUGGACAGCCUUCAUAGUGGCAGCACGGCGACCUGUGGUCGUCGACCGUGCAUAG
Periconia digitata is the source of this 648-nucleotide messenger RNA. The record is from the annotation of a GenBank genome assembly. NCBI's taxonomy places the organism in Eukaryota, Fungi, Ascomycota, Dothideomycetes, Pleosporales, Periconiaceae.